Molecule: messenger RNA, 5336 nt
Organism: Chlorocebus sabaeus (green monkey)
Lineage: Eukaryota; Metazoa; Chordata; Mammalia; Primates; Cercopithecidae
Gene: TMEM117
Product: transmembrane protein 117
Biological process (GO): intrinsic apoptotic signaling pathway in response to endoplasmic reticulum stress
Source: RefSeq, a predicted model, not a curated record
UUUAUAGCUUCGUGACAGCAGCAGCGGCAGCGACGCCGCCGGCCCGUCUCGCCGCGCUUCCCAGCGAGGCCGCCGGCGCGCCGAGGGCUGUGCUUGACCGCGGCUCCCGUGUGUAGUCGCUCCGCGCGACCCUUCGGGUAAACUACGAACUGGGAGUUUUGAAGAAUGGGUAAAGACUUUCGUUAUUAUUUCCAGCAUCCCUGGUCUCGCAUGAUUGUGGCUUACUUGGUGAUCUUCUUUAACUUCUUAAUAUUUGCGGAGGACCCGGUUUCUCAUAGCCAAACAGAAGCCAAUGUUAUUGUUGUUGGAAACUGUUUUUCAUUUGUUACAAAUAAAUACCCUAGAGGAGUUGGCUGGAGGAUUUUGAAGGUGCUUCUAUGGCUACUUGCCAUUCUCACAGGACUGAUAGCUGGCAAAUUUCUGUUCCAUCAGCGUUUGUUUGGUCAGUUGCUCCGAUUAAAAAUGUUUCGAGAGGAUCAUGGGUCAUGGAUGACAAUGUUCUUCAGCACAAUUCUCUUUCUCUUCAUAUUUUCUCACAUAUACAACACGAUUCUUCUGAUGGAUGGAAACAUGGGAGCAUAUAUCAUUACAGACUAUAUGGGCAUCCGAAAUGAAAGUUUCAUGAAAUUAGCUGCAGUAGGGACCUGGAUGGGGGACUUUGUCACAGCUUGGAUGGUCACUGAUAUGAUGCUUCAGGACAAACCCUAUCCUGACUGGGGAAAAUCCGCAAGAGCUUUCUGGAAGAAAGGAAAUGUUAGGAUCACUUUGUUCUGGACAGUUCUUUUUACUCUGACGUCUGUGGUUGUACUUGUGAUUACAACGGACUGGAUCAGCUGGGACAAGCUGAAUCGGGGAUUUUUGCCCAGUGAUGAAGUUUCCAGAGCAUUCCUUGCUUCUUUUAUCUUGGUCUUUGACCUCCUUAUUGUGAUGCAGAGUGGGCCUACCGAGAGAAGGUGCAUUAAACCAGUCAUCAGGAAUCACAUCAGGGAUUUCAACUAACUGGCGACUGGGAAGAGGAAGGAGAUUUCCAAGCUACAGGCUGAGUUGGACUUGGGGGCUGGUGUGGAGGAGCAGAGAAUGGCCCAGAAGAGAGGGAGUAGGGCUCCUUUGGUGUGAUAAAAUGGUAGAAAGGGGGUUCCAUCCAUGCCAGUGGGACUCACUGUCAGAAUGACUGUUGUCCAGACAAAGUCAUCAGAGCUGAGUUGUCUGGAGGGAAUAUUGAGGAUAUUGUGUUGGCUCUGAAUUUCUGAUUAUUUCACCAGCUCCCAUUUCGUCAGGGCAUAUUCCCCUCAGUUCCUUUAUCAUGUGGAAUAGCAGCACCUUGAUUUCAGUCGGACACAGAUUCAAUUUCUAGAAUUGUCACUGUAUAGAUGGGGGAGACCUUAGGUAGGUUACUUUACCUCUCUGAGAUGCGUGCAUAUUUUCUCAUUUUAUAAAACAGAUGAAACACAUAUUCAUAGUAUUACUGUGAUGAUUAAAUAAGAAAAUAUGUCAAAUGUGGAGCACAAAAUAGAUCCCAAAUGAUUUGGAUCUGUUAUUAAUAUAAUCAGCAUCAUAACUGUUAUUCAAACAGGGCAGAGCUAAAGAUAUACCAAACCAACUAAUACAAAAAUUCGUGGAGAUUAAGUUGAAAAGAAAGCCAACUGCUAUUCAUUUACAUAGUCAAUAUAUCAUUGUUAUGUAUUUAUUUAUUUCCUGGUUCUUAUUGUUAUUUUGUGUGUACAGAUGUAAUUAAUUCUACAUUUUAAAAUUGAAAAUAUAUAUCUGAAUAGUGAACCCUGGAACUGUUAGAUUAUCUUUCAGGGUUCUGUAAAUAGGAUUAUAAUUAGGGACAGUGCAAUCUCUUAUCCUUCACAAAGGCUGCUUAUUUUACUUUGAUAGAAACAGAAUCUUCUGGACCUGCAAGAAAUCUUACAGAUCAUCUACUAAAAUUUCCUCUUUUAACAAAUGAAGAAAUUGUGAUCUGUUAAACUAUGUCUUUUAAAGUAUUGAAUUAUUUUCCCCUGAAGUUUUAUUAGUUUGAAACAAAUAAAAUCAUUUUAUUUGUUUAAUUUGGUUACCUUUAAGUAAGUUCAUUUAAAUCAUUUCAAUCUAAGUCUUAACUGGGAAACAAAACUUCUAUUAUUGUAUCCCCUGCUUUCCUUUUAUUAAGCUCUUGAAAUGAUUAUUUUGAACAGAAUGCGUGGUACUAUACUUAAUUUAUAAAUGCUGUGUUGCUUUCCACGUGCAGUGUUCUAAAAAGUAGAUUGAAUUAAUUUACCUAUAUAACUUUCUGUUAGGCAGGGACCUAGACCCAACAUGGCGGUACCACCUGACAUGGCGGGCCCCUUGUCGGGACUUACCCACUAGGACUUCCUGCUAGGACUUUUCAGCGCCAGAAAAGCACCCUGAGCCCGCCAAAACUACCCGCUCUGUGCAAACUCCUGGACAAGUCAUUCCUCAGAAAUCGAAAUCUAACUCAGGAAACCGAAACCUACAGACCCUGCCUACCUCGCCCUAUAAAAGGCCCCUGAUACCUGCUCCAGGUGCGACUUCCUGGGCCCUCCUCCUAGGGGGACUGGUGAACCUCGCCGGCGAGCUCAAUAAAGGCUACUUCUGUUCUCAUCUGCCUCAUGUCUUCUUGCUCGGCUCCCCAUUACAUUACACUUUCUGUUCCUGCACAAUGAUGCUUUUUCUGUGUGAGUUGUUCAUAAAUCAGGUAAAUGUGGUUCUUUCAUCCUGCUUCAAAAUAUACAAUGUGGUUGCUCAUAAUCUCCUCCUCAAAAAUACACAGGAAACAUGCAGCACACACAAUACUCAACGAAGAGUCUUUCUCUCUCUCACUCUUGUUCUUGCUCUCAUUCUCACCCUCUUUUUCCUUUUCCCAAUAAGAAAAGUACUCAAUGGGUCCAUUUGUCUUUUAGACUCUUGCACAUAAUGUGCGAUCCCGUGGUAUAGGCAGCAGGACAUGCUUUGUUCCUUGUUCCCCAGACUGUGUCACUUCAGCAUAUGUUGCCAAGUUGUACCUCGUUGUGUCAAAUGUGGCCUGACCAAUUCCCUUCAGAACACAAUUUGAGUCAGCAGAGUGAUUUCAGAGUUGAGUGCUUCCUCUGAAUGUGGAUUUUAACUGAUGAAUUUUCCAACACAGGGGAAAAAAUGCCAUAGGCCAAAAUAUCAGUAAAAUCUUCAGCUAACUGAAGUGGCAUAAUGGUUGUCUCUUUGCAAGUGGUUGUAUGAAGUAAGCAUAUUAUUGAAAAUAAUGCUUUUCUGAGGGAUGCCCGAUGAGAAAAGAUAAUUUUUCUAGGCCAUGAAUUAGUUUUAACCACUUUUUUUCCUGAUAAGGACAUUUACUUUUUAUUUGUUUAGACAACUAAAUAGAAUUAAUUUGUAAAUCUUCUCCCCCAUAAUUUCUAUUAUCUCUGCAUUUACACACACACACACACACACGUGGAGCAAAUUAGUUAAAAGCAUUCUUUUUCCCAUUGUCUAAUCUUCCACUGAAAUCAAUCCUACCUAUACUGUAACCUUUUAUUCCAUGGCGAAUAGUUUUCUAGAUUAAAAGUUUGGAGUUUUUCCCACAGGUAACAGAUUCUGAAAGGACUUCAAAUGCCAUGCAUUUUUAACCUCUACUUAGGGUACAUAGAUGUAGAAAUAAAUAUGAGUGCCAGAAAAUUCACAGACUGUGCUAGAAUCAUACAAAUCUCAGGUAUGUUCCCAAGAAUACUCUAGGGUUGAAAGGUACUUAAGCUUUCAGUAUUCAAAGAGGACAAAGGCAUAGAUUGUAGAGUUUGAUGGAGUGUGCAUCUUCAAACUUUCGGAGAUGUAUGUUUAAUUCUUUUCUGUGAAAAUUAACAGCUAAUAGACCCAUUUAACUCAUUCUCCAGGGCUUCUGUUAUACAAUGAUUUUCUAUUGUUUAAGCAAACAAUACAUCAGUUUCUUUAUAAUAGCCACAUGUUGAAAGAAAGGCACCCAUUCAGUAAAAUAGGAAUGAGGUAGUUAUUUUAACAGCUAUGAAAACUUGAAUCAAGUUGUCUGGGUACUUUAGCUGAAUUGAUAAUGGAGGAAAUUAGGCAGUGCAAGCUGCUCUUUUCUGAGUGCCUGUACUGUCCCUCCAUUAUUAAUCACAACAUGGCCAUUGACAUUCCUGUCAGAUCCACUUCAGAGUGCUGAUUGCUGGUCUGUGUCACUCCAUGUGAGAAUACAUUCUGGAACCUGCAUUUUAUGUUCCCAGAGAAGUGCUGAGCAUUCUUUUGGAAGUAGCAUCCUUCUUUCCCUGAGGGCUUAAUCUGUCAACUUUUCCCAAUUUAGGAAAGUGCAGCUGCCUUAUGGAAUAGAAAGUCAUUCACUCAUCCACUCACUCAUUCCUUUGACAAUUUUUUACACAUUUGCUAUGUUCCAAACACUGUACCAGGUACUUGAAACAUAAAAGAUGACUAAGACCUAGUCCUUGCCUUCAAGUUACUCACAAUCUAGCAGAAGAGAAAGACAAAAAAUCAGCCAAUUUGCCAUAUGCAAAGUAUACCUGAUGUAGCCAGGAAAGGCAAAGAUGGCUCAUUUGCAAAUUUCAGUUCGAGGAAGUGAAAUACAGAAUGGGUCGUCAGAGAAGUGGCCAGUUAAUGGACUGUGUUUUCAGUGAAUUCUGUUCUUAUCCAAAGCAUAUGCCCAUAUCAUUGAUAUUUUAUUAAAUAUCUUCCAAUUAUUUUCUCUUUCCGAAGUAAUUAAUUGCUGGGAACAGCCUGUCUUCAUUAGGAAAAACUUGUCUCACAUACUCUUUAAUUUUUAAUUUUUGUGAGUACAUACUAGGUAUAUAUCUUUAUCACAAUCUAGCAAAGGAGAAAAACAAAAAUCAGCCAACUUGCCAUAUGCAAAGUAUAUAUAUUAUGGGGCACAUGAGACAUUUUGAUGCAGGCAUGCAAUGCAUAAUAAUCAUAUCGUGGAAAUUGGAUUAUCUGUCCCCCCAAGCAUUUAUCCUUUGUUUUAAACACAAUCCAAUUAUAUUUUUUAGUUAUUUCAAAAUGCACAAUUAAAUUAUUAUUGACUAUAAUUACCCUGUUUUGCUGUCAAACUAGGUCUUAUUCAUUCUUUCUAACUAUUUUUUGUUGUAUCCAUUAUCCUUCCCAUUCUCUGGUAACCAUUCCUCUAGUCUCUAUCUCUGUGAGUUCAACUGUUUUGAUUUUUAGACCCCACAAAUAAUUGAGAACAUGCAAUGUUUGUCUUACUGUGCCUGGCUUAUUUCACUUAACAUAAUGACCCCCAGUUCCAUCCGUGUUGUUGUAGAUGUCAGGAUCUCAUUGUUUUAUGGCUGAAUAGUACUCUGAAUAUUGUGUAUAUGUGCUGCAUUUUCUUUAUCCAUUUA